Molecule: messenger RNA, 1212 nt
Organism: Zalophus californianus (California sea lion)
Lineage: Eukaryota; Metazoa; Chordata; Mammalia; Carnivora; Otariidae
Gene: AQP8
Product: aquaporin 8
Exons: 6
Coding region: 106-897 (263 amino acids)
Biological process (GO): water transport; transmembrane transport
Cellular component (GO): plasma membrane
Molecular function (GO): water channel activity
Source: RefSeq, a predicted model, not a curated record
GCAGGAUCAGCAGCCCGGGUCCCGGAGAUAAGAGGGUCCAGUAGCACAGGUGCGGGUUUCCCAGCCAGCUCAGGCACGAGCAGGCUCCAGGUCACUUUGGCCCUGAUGUCUGCAGAGGCAGCUGUGUCUAUGUGUGACCCUGAAUUUGGCAGUGGCAAGGCGAAGGCGCCAAGCAUGGGGGGCAGGUGUCGUGGGUCCUGGUAUGAGCGGUUCCUGCAGCCCUGUCUGGUGGAACUGCUGGGCUCUGCCCUCUUCAUCUUCAUCGGCUGCCUGUCGGUCAUCGAGAGUGGGACGGACACAGGGCUGCUGCAGCCGGCCUUGGCGCACGGACUGGCCCUGGGCCUCAUCAUUGCCACACUGGGGAAUAUCAGUGGUGGACACUUCAACCCUGCGGUGUCCCUGGCAGCCAUGCUGAUCGGAGGCCUCAACCUGGUGCUGCUCCUUCCCUACUGGAUCUCCCAGCUGUGCGGGGGGCUGAUCGGGGCCGCCUUGGCCAAGGCAGUGAGUCCCGAAGACAAGUUCUGGAACGCGUCGGGGGCGGCCUUUGUGACAGUCCAGGAGCCGGGGCAGGUGGCGGGGGCAGUGAUGGCGGAGCUCAUCCUGACGACACUGCUGGCACUGGCCGUAUGCAUGGGCGCCAUCAACGAGAGGACGCAGGGCCCUCUGGCUCCAUUCUCCAUUGGCUUUGCCGUCACCGUGGACAUCCUGGCGGGGGGUGCCGUGUCUGGAGCUUGCAUGAAUCCCGCCCGGGCGUUUGGACCUGCCGUGGUGGCCAAUCACUGGGACUUCCACUGGAUCUACUGGCUGGGCCCGCUCCUGGCCAGCCUGCUUGUGGGAGUGCUCAUCAGGCUCUUCAUUGGAGAUGGGAAAACCCGCCUAAUACUAAAGGGACAGUGACACCGAGCUGGAGGCUUUCCUGCGGCCCAGGUGGCUUCUGAGGACCCACCCAGGUUACAGACAGGCCACCUCCUGCAUUUCCUGCUGGGGCAGAGGCCCAGAGCAGCCGCCCACCUGCUUCCCACCCCUCCUCCCCCCGGUUGCCUGGCCUCCCAGAUGACACACCGCUGCCAAGUUUUGAGGAUGCUCUAGGUUCUCCGAAUUCCUUCAUGCUCAUCAGAGACCUCAGCCUGGGGAGCGCGUUGCCAGCCCUGCCCGGCCCGGCACCACACAACAGAGGGGUUUUUCUUGACCAGGAAGCUCCCAGGAGCAAAA